CAUUAAUCAGGCUGCUUCCCUGCUCGCCUCUUCCUGGAUCUGACGACCGUAUCCUAGAAGCAAGUUGCUCUUUUUUAUAUACUUUAACACCGUCGUAUAGAAAUAUAUAAGUCAGAUUUGGUGCUCUUCGGUCUGGUCAACAAACAGCGGUUUUGAAGAUGAGUUACCCAGGAUACCCACCCCAAUCCGGCGGAUACCCACCACAGGCAGGGGGCUACCCACCACAAGCAGGGGGCUACCCACCACAGGCAGGGGGCUACCCACCACAAGCAGGGGGCUACCCACAACAAGCAGGGGGCUACCCACCACAAGCAGGUGGUUACCCUCCAGCAGCAGGUGGUUACCCUCCAGCUCAAGGAGGUUACCCCCCAGCGCAAGGAGGUUACCCCCCAGCGCAAGGAGGUUACCCUCCAGCGCAAGGAGGCUUCCCACCUCAAGCAGGAGGUUACCCUGGCCCAGCUGGAGGCUUCCCUCCUCAGGCCGGUGGAUAUCCUGCACAACCUGGACAAGGAGGUUAUCCUUCCAUGCCUCCAGCAGGUGGAGGCUGGGGUGCAGCACCAGGCGGCUACGGCCCGCCAGGAGGAGCUCCGCAGGGAUACCCAGGGGGUCCCGCCCCAGGCCAACCCAUGCCAAAUUACCCCGGAGCCCCUGCCACUGGCCCCUCAAACCCUGCUUAUGGAGGAGGAGUUCCAUUCAACCCUCAGGCACCAGCAAUGCCUAGAGGUUAUCGGGGUUCCAUUAAAGAUUUUCCUGGUGCUGAUCCAUUGAAGGAUGUCGAAGUUCUUAGAAAGGCAAUGAAAGGUUUUGGCACUGAUGAAAAUGCUAUCAUCGAACUUCUGGGGAAUCGCUCCAACAAGCAGAGAGUUCCAUUGGUCGCAGCCUACAAAACUACUUAUGGGAAGGAUUUAAUCCGUGACCUGAAGUCUGAGCUGACUGGUGACUUUGAAGACCUGUGUGUUGCCAUGCUGAAGACCCCUGCGCAUUUUGAUGCAUCUGAGCUCAGAGAGGCUAUAAAGGGAGCAGGAACUGAUGAAGCUUGUCUGAUUGAGAUUUUGUCAUCGCGUUCCAACGCAGAGAUUCAAGAGAUCAACAGGAUCUACAAAUCCGAGUAUGGGAAAACCCUGGAGGACUCCAUCAGUGGGGACACAUCUGGUCACUUCCGCAGACUCCUGGUCUCUCUCUGCCAGGGAAAUCGUGACGAAAGGCCAAAUGUUGACAUCUCUCUGGCUAAGCAGGAUGCUCAGAAACUAUAUGCAGCAGGUGAAAAUAAAGUGGGAACUGAUGAGUCCCAGUUCAAUGCCAUCCUGUGCGCUCGCAGUAAACCGCACCUUCGUGCAGUCUUCCAGGAGUACCAGCAGAUGAGUGGGAAGGAAAUAGAAAAGAGUAUCUGCAGGGAAAUGUCUGGGAAUUUGGAGUCUGGCAUGGUGGCAGUGGUGAAAUGCAUCAAGAACACCCCAGCCUACUUUGCUGAAAGGCUUCACAAGUCGAUGAAGGGAGCCGGCACCAAGGACAGGACCCUCAUUCGUGUCAUGGUGUCCCGCUCUGAGGUUGACAUGUUGGAUAUCAGACAGGAGUAUCUGAAGGCUUAUGGGAAGUCACUGUACACUCACAUCUCUGCUGAUACCUCUGGGGAUUACAAGAAGCUGCUUUUGAAGCUGUGUGGCUCAAAUGACUAGACAGAUUAAAAGAUUACAUCUCAUAAGGACACUGUAUACAGUAUGUCCACACUGAAACAAUGGUGUAGGCCUUAUAUCACUUUUGAUGCAUGCUGCAAAACCUUAUAGCCAAUCAAUGCUAUUUUUGUAAUAUUUGAUGAUUUUUUUGUUAAAUGUGCUUAAUGACAAAUCAUAUCAUAGUCACAUAAUUGCUUGAUGAGUAAACAACUGAAGAAUAUUUCAGACUUYAUUGAAAUUUAAGUUUUAUAAUUUUGAAAACUUGUCCCAGAAAAUAAUUAAGAUGCACUACAAACCCCCUUAAAUAUAAAAGCUGUUUUUGUUUAACAUGAAAAGUAUGAUACAAAUACAGUAACUUAUUUAGAACAUAGCUUAACCUUAUUACUCAAUAGUUUAAUUUUAUAUAUAUGUAGGUGCUAAUACAUUUUCUUGAUUGUUUUGUAGAUUAUAUUAUUAAAAAUUUAGCUAAAUUUCAGAUAGUAGACAAAUCUAUACUUACUUGGAUGGCAAAGUGAAGUUUAGGAUCAUCUUUGAAUGUCAAAUAAAUUCUGGGAAAAUACUUUCUCUUAUUUUUAAUGAGCUGGUCCACCAACCAAAUGUUUACUCCCGCUUGCAAAUCUAUGCAAAUUAUCAGCUAACAUUUUUAUAUUGCUAAUUGUUAUAAUUUACAGCAAAAAAAAAGUUGCCUUUCACUUUAAGCAGAUAUGCCAAAGUUCAUGAAUGUCUCCUAUAAGUGUUUCUUUAACUGGUUUGGUUAAAUAAUUAUGUUCAUAGUUGUAAAACAACCAAAAAAAUAUUUUACUUUAUUUGUUUCAUGAGAUUAAAAAAAAAAAUGUAUUUUCCCUUUCAGCCAGUAGAGGGUGCCAGAUUCACAUUAAGUGCCAUUUCAAACCUUUCUAUGAUUUUUUUUUUUUUUGUCUUCUUUGCCACAGAAAUGUUUAAACCCAAUCCCCCCAAGAACAAUCACUUUUCAUUUGAUUAAAAACGUGUUUGGCAUAU
This is a messenger RNA of Austrofundulus limnaeus, 2672 nucleotides long. It is a transcript of the gene anxa11b, whose product is annotated as annexin A11b. Lineage: Eukaryota; Metazoa; Chordata; Actinopteri; Cyprinodontiformes; Rivulidae. The record is from RefSeq and is a predicted model, not a curated record. Gene Ontology annotation, molecular function: phosphatidylserine binding; calcium ion binding; calcium-dependent phospholipid binding. The coding region runs from base 159 to 1676 and encodes 505 amino acids. Gene Ontology annotation, cellular component: vesicle membrane; cytoplasm; plasma membrane. The transcript is spliced from 15 exons. Gene Ontology annotation, biological process: phagocytosis; cytokinetic process.